AUGUCAAAGAAAAGUCGUGCCAAGGGAGAGAAGUGCGACAUGGAGAUUGAGGCCCUGCAAGCUGCUAAUGAGGAACUACGAACUAAACUAACCAACAUACAGAUAGAAUUUCAGCAAGAAAAAAGCAAGGUGGGUAAAUUGAGAGAGAAAAUCCAAGAGGUUAAGCAAGAAAGGGAGCAGGAGCAGCACAAGCACACUGCCUAUGUUUCUGAACUGAAAGCCAAGCUCCACGAGGAGAAAAUGAAGGAACUUCAGAGUGUCAGAGAGCUACUGAUCCGGCAGCAUGAGCAGGAGGUAGCGAGAAUGGUGAAAAUCAAAGAUGGUGAAAUUCAGCGUUUGCAGUCAACAGUCAACGUGCUGCGGGAUGGGGCGGCUGACAAAGUGAAGACGGCACUGCUGAGUGAAGCGAAGGAGGAGGCUCGCAAGGCAUUUGAUGGUGAACGGAUGAAGUUGCAACAGGAGAUCUUGGAGCUGAAAUCUGGCAAAAAGCAGCUUGAAGAAGCUUUGAACAACAUUAUGCAGGCAGAUAAAAUGAAGGCUGCUGACCUGCGCACGGCUUAUCAAUCCCAUCAGGAUGAGAUUAAUAGAAUAAAGCGGGAAUGUGAGAGAGAGAUCCGCAGGCUGAUGGAUGAGAUAAAAGGCAAAGACAGGGUGAUUCUUGCUCUGGAGAAAGACCUUGGUGUCCAGGCAGGCCAUACACAGAAACUGCUCCUUCAGAAAGAAGCUUUGGAUGAACAGCUUGUCCAAGUGAAGGAGGCAGAACGCUACCACAGUAGUCCUAAGAGAGAGCUUCCUGCGGGAGUCGGGGACAUCACUGAACUGAUGGGAAGCCUGGAGCAGCAUUUGGAUGAACGAGAUGUGAGGAGAUUUCAGUUAAAAAUUGCUGAACUGAAUGCUGUAAUAAGGAAGCUGGAAGACAGAAAUACUCUCUUAGCAGAUGAAAGAAAUGAACUGCUGAAACGUUCUCGGGAGACAGAAAGUCAGCUGAAGCCUUUAGUGGAAAAAAAUAAGAGGAUGAGCAAAAAAAAUGAUGAUAUGUUGCAAUGUAUCCAGAGAAUGGAAGAGAAAAUAAAAAAUCUUUCAAGGGAAAAUGUGGAAUUGAAAGAGAAGUUAUCUGCACAACCAGCCCUGAAGAGGCACACAUCUUUGAAUGAUCUCAGCAGCACACGGGAGGAACAAGAAAUUGAAUUCCUAAGACUGCAAGUCAAAGAACAGCAGCAUGUUAUUGAUGAUCUCACAGUGGAAAGGGAACGGUUAUUACGUUCUAAAAAACAGAAGAGGAAAAGUCUGAAGCCUCCAAAG
Molecule: messenger RNA, 1302 nt
Organism: Eurypyga helias (sunbittern)
Lineage: Eukaryota; Metazoa; Chordata; Aves; Eurypygiformes; Eurypygidae
Product: janus kinase and microtubule-interacting protein 1-like
Exons: 7
Molecular function (GO): microtubule binding; GABA receptor binding; kinase binding
Source: RefSeq, a predicted model, not a curated record